AUAUUUAGGAUGAUUUAGAUGAAUUAAUUCGUUAUAAUUAUCUGAAGUUUAUGUAAUGUCAAAGAUAAUUAUUACUGUCUAGACACUGAACACGAUUAGUAACAUAAACAUGCCGUUUCCUUUUAUGAGAAUUCUGUGACAAUUUUAGUAAUGAAAAAAAAAACAUUCAAUUUUUUCGAAUACAAUUGUGAUUGUUCAUUAAAUAAUCAGAAAUUAAAGAGUUUUACAGAUUACUAGGUAAAUCCUAACAAUUGAGUUCCGUUGUUAGAUUCGGAUAACGAUAAAAUCUUGUAUUUAUUUAUAAACUUCAAUUUGUGUGAGUCGUAAACUUCAAGCAUGAGACUUGCAAUCGCUCUGUGGAUGUUCUUAUGGAGCGUAGAAGGAAAGACGCGAAAAGUCGUCACUUCAGUGAAUCCCGUUUCAUUAUCAACAAAUGUUAUUCAACGACAGUUUGAACCAAUCGACGAGGCUUUUGUACAACAUAAAGAUGUUCUUCUGGAAAUGCUAGAAACAAAACUGAAGGAACUGCGUGAGAAGAAAAAGAAAAAACAUGACAGCGAGUCACCCAGUCGUUGUAAUGUCGGUGGCGCAGAACUUCGAUUGAAUGCACGCGGUCUCAGUGUGGUUGGGGAAGCUGAUGCUGCUAUUCGACUUACUUCCGGGUUUUCACGCUAUUGUGGUUCGUAUGGGCCAUUACAUACGGUGGAGGCGCGGUUUGGAUCGGUGACAAAUUGCAUAUUCGAGGCCAGGCGGACGUGUUGCGGUCAUAAUGUGGCCAAUAAGCCCGCAGCAGAUAACACUUCUUUAGCGUUGGAGGCUUCGGGCGUGGCGGCUGUGGGACACGCACGGGUUACACUUAAUGGACCUAAUGUGCCCCAUAUAUCUGGCUUGGGGCAAUUAUUUGCGGGCAAUCCAAUCGGAGACUGCACACAAAGUAAAACGACUAAUAACACUGGAGACAAGACCAUAGAUGACGAAUCAGAGCCCCGGAUACAAUCCAAUGUAACUGAGUCACAGCAUCCAAGAAGCACUACGAGAAAGCUUACCCAAAAAUUUACACACUUUUCAGUCACCACACCCCUUGAAAUGGCACCUGAAUAUCCUGAAUAAAGAUUUUUUUCCUCUU
This is a messenger RNA of Pieris brassicae (large cabbage white), 1126 nucleotides long. RefSeq lists its product as uncharacterized. The coding region runs from base 337 to 1110 and encodes 257 amino acids. The transcript is spliced from 6 exons. The record is from RefSeq and is a predicted model, not a curated record. NCBI's taxonomy places the organism in Eukaryota, Metazoa, Arthropoda, Insecta, Lepidoptera, Pieridae.